AUGGUGCACCUUGAAGAACAACUUGUGCCAGUUGCCACCAAGCCGAAAGUGGAGAAGGUUGAGACUGGCAUCAUCACAAGUGGCAAAGCUACACGCAUUGUUGAGAUUUACAACGAGGAUGAGACGGAGUGCAUCACGAUCGGAGCCUCCAGCAGCACCCGCACACCAGAAGUCCGUGAGAUUGUGAGCAGUUUCACCAAGAUCGAUUCGGAGAAGAUUCAGCUGGUCUCGAAGGUGGGCGUCUUCCCCGUGAAGCAACGCUUGUCGGAUGAGGUGGCGAGUAAAGUGGUGGCCGUGGGUGUGAAAAGCUUUCAGAGGCCGUAUCAGAAGUACGAGCACCCCAUCAUCGUGAUUGGCGCUGGUCUAGGAGGCAUGCAGACCAUGAUCAGUUUGAUGCACUCGGGACGCAAGGACUUGUUAUGCCUGGAGCGGCUGUCCACUUUUGGUGGCCACUCUUGGCUGGUGGUGUCCAACAAGUACACCAAGCUACAGACGGAGAGCGGCAACUAUCAUGUGGACUACAUGCUUCCAGAUGUCCCGGCCACGACCGAGGUGGAAGGGGAUGCCUACAAGACAUGGCCCACGCGAGAUCAGCUGCUGAAGAUGUUUCGAGAUGCCGCCAAGCGGCAUAACUUGGGCACAGUCACCAAGUUCAACACCAACGUGGAGAAAGUUCGGCCACUUCCCGAUGGCGAUGGCUAUGCCGUGUACACAUCGCCGAGUCAUGGGGAGGGCGAAUCCGAGCUCCUGGUGGCCUCCGCCGUGUUAGCCUGGCCUGGCAACUUGUGCAACCACCGCGAGAUCGAGUGGCCUGGAGAGGAGGACUUUGGGGGCUACAUCGCCUAUGCUUCCUUUUCCAAGGUGGAUUAUCGAGAAGCUGAAGGAAAAGUCUGUAUCCUCUACGGGCACGGCGCCUUCACCAUUGAAAACGUGCGUACGCUGUGUGAGCAUCGCUGCAAGAAAGUGGUGGUGAUGUGCCGAAAGCGCAACUUGUGUGGCAUGCGAGUGAUGUCCUGGCUGGUGGGUUACUUGGAAAUGCCGGUGCCCGGCACCAUCCUACUGGAGGGCAUGCAGAAGAUGUAUGACCUCGUAGGCUUCGAUUGCUGGUCGGCCCAUAGCGUGAAGACUGAUGAGAAGCGAACUUUCGCUCAUAUCUCCCAGAAAACUGCCUUCGGGGUCACCGAUGUCUAUUUCUUGGCGGGAUACUAUGGCCUGAUGGAAGUGAUGGUCGAUGAAAUUAAGCGCUUGACCAACGGCUGUGCACAGACCAAGAAGGGCAAGAAGAUCAAGUGCCAAGUGAUCUUGAAGGCGGUGGGUGUGAUCCCAGAUCCGCAGAUUGACAAAAUGCUUGGCCUGAAGGAGCUGGUCGGCCUUUGGGUGAACGGUGAUCCCCUGCGGGCUGUGUGCUGUAACGGGAUGUUUGUGGAAGCCCAGAACUUCGGCAGCUUCGCGUCCGGGCCUCCUUUCGCUCAGCUGGCCCGUGCGCUUCGAUGGUUCGUGGACUAUCCUUCAGACUUUGAGGUGAUCCGGCCCAUCCUGCCGAAGCUGAAAAGCAGUCCGGAGAAACCCGCCUACGUUCCCAGCGCCACUCACAUGCUGCCUACGUUCUCAUCCUUCAACCUGAUUCCGAUGAUGGCGGCAGAGAUGUCGGUGUACAAUGCGUUGAAGCAUCUCAAGCAGAGGGCCAGACAUCCGCCAAACAAAUACAUUGCGGAGUGCCGCGCCGAGUGGGAGGCAUAUAUCAGGCAAUGGAAGAAGGAUGGCAUGAUCGACGAUAGCAAACCAGACCCGCCAUAUCCCUACACGGAAGAGAUGGUACAAGGUUGGAUCGAUCGCACUAACCUGGAGUGGAUGAGAAAACAGGCACGUCAGCAGCAGGCCGCUGGCAGGUGA
Cladocopium goreaui is the source of this 1893-nucleotide messenger RNA. Lineage: Eukaryota; Dinophyceae; Suessiales; Symbiodiniaceae. The record is from the annotation of a GenBank genome assembly.